AUGACGGCCUCAGCUAAGCGCCCGUCGACCGCGUGUCUGCGCCCACUCACGUGCGUCUAUCUCGCGCUGCGCACGUCCUGUCCGUCGGUUGCGGCGCUCCCCAACGUCCACGCAUCGAUCUCGUCGUACUUGGACCACUCCCCGCGCUUUUCGAUCCCGCAGGCGUGUUUACGCAUCAUUACCCGCGCGAAACGGCACUUAUUGGAGCGAUUAAGAGCCAAUCAAUGCGCGACUUUGAGCCCCGAGUCGGCCCAAGAGCUCCGGUGGUACCGUCAAUGGGCCUUCGCGCGGGGCAGUGCCAUUGCGGCCGCACGGGGCGACCUCGUCGUCUUGCAGUGGCUCUGUCAGGUGUACUACCCGCAAGGACAAGUGACGGACGCCGUGGAGAAAGCUGCAGAGGCGGGCCACGUGCACAUUCUGCAGUGGCUCUACGACCACCACCGGAACGUGUCGUGGGGCGCGAAUGAGCUGCGGGUGGCGGCCCAGAGCGACCGCGUUGCCGUGGUCAAGUGGCUGUACGCGCACACGUCUCCCCCGGUCUUUGCCGGCGCGCAGGCCAUGGAAUUCGCGGCUGCAAACGGCAACUUGGCACUGGUCGAGUGGCUGCAUACUGAGCAACGACAGUGGUCGGGCUAUGGAGCAGCUGAAGCAGCUGCUCGUGGCCAUUUGCAUGUGUUCAAGUACAUGGUCAAGGGACACGUUGUGCUCCGGGAGAGCGCGCUGAAUGACGCAGCAGCACGGGGCCAGUUGAAAGCUGUCAAGAAGCUUGUGAAGCGACAAGCGUCGUUGUUGACGACACGAACCACGACGGUUGCAGCAGAAAACGGACACUUGCACGUGGUCAAGUGGAUGCACAACAAGAAGUUUGAUGGCAAGUUUGCGCUCUGGACGACGGUAGCCAUGGACAAGGCGGCGUCGAAUGGGCACUUGGCGAUGGUCAAGUGGCUGCAUCAGAACAGGUUCUUGGAAUCGUGGAAGGCUUGUACGCGAGACGCGAUGGAUCGAGCGGCGUGCAACGGUCACAUGGAAGUGCUGCAAUGGCUCCAUCGACAUCGCCAUGAAGGAUGUACGACCAAGGCGAUGGAUGGUGCUGCAGCAAAUGGUCAUAUGAAGAUUGUCAAGUGGCUGCAUGAAAACAGGAUGGAAGGGUGCACGCACGAUGCAAUGGAUGUCGCAGCUGCAAACAAUCAGCUGCUUACUCUGAAAUGGUUGCAUCGAAACAGACGCGAAGGUUGUAGCACGGCUGCAAUGGACAAUGCGGCUGGGGCUGGCCACUUGAAGGUGGUCAAGUGGUUGCACGCAAGACGAAAGGAAGGAUGCACGUUUCAUGCCAUGGAUAACGCGGCUGCUAAUGGUCAUUUGGAAAUGGUCAGGUGGCUGCAGUCGCACCGCAACGAGGGCUGUUCAGUGCAAGCAAUCGAUCGUGCGGCUGCAGGGGGUCACUUGGAGAUGAUCAAGUGGCUCAAAUUGAACCGCUUUGAAGGCUGCACGUCAGCGGCAAUGGAUAACGCUGCGGCUGGAGGGUACUUGGAAACCGUGCGUUGGCUACAUGUGCAUUGUACUGAAGGAUGUUCAGCUAGUGCAAUGGAUGAGGCAGCCGGAGGAGGUCACUUUGAGGUGAUGGCGUUCUUGUUUGCGAACCGCAAUGAGGGUUGCACGUGGCUAGCGGCGGAGAACGCUGCGCGCUCGGGCCAUUUGGAGAUUUUACAGUGGUUGUACCAUCAUUACCCAGACCAGUUCGAUCGUACUCGCGUAGUCGCUGCCGCUAAUAGAGACGACUUGUACUUGACGGAGUGGCUGCACACUGUUGGCAUAUGGUACGCGUCGUAA
Molecule: messenger RNA, 1830 nt
Organism: Hyaloperonospora brassicae
Lineage: Eukaryota; Oomycota; Peronosporomycetes; Peronosporales; Peronosporaceae
Source: the annotation of a GenBank genome assembly